ACAGCGCGUACCCUUAAAAUUGGGACAAAGAAAUCCGCAUCUGUAAUUGGGAACAAUGGGAACUUGGUUUCUUCGACUUUUUGUCGCCUCUUUUCACGCAAUAAGAACUGGGAUUUCCCUCUUUAACUCAUAUCAAAAAUAAUUUACGUCAAAGUAUACUUCGCCACUGCGUCAUCACUGUUAUCAGAAUGUUCCACAAAUCAAAUGCUUUAAGAUGGAGCAUGCAAUAAACUUUGCUCACAGCCUCACAGUAUGCUAUCGUUUGAUCGUGCAUGAUAUGGCGAUCCUUUGCAGAGCUCUUUAAAGCACAUUUCAUUUCGGCAGCAUAUUAUAAUUACGUGCACAGCCAACUAAGCGAUAUACCAAAGCAAUCGACAGCUCAAAUAUGCUCUUCAGGUAAUAUAGUGUAUUAUCAAAAAAAAGGAAGAAAAAAAAAGAGAAAGAUGAAGUAUAAAUACGGGAUGUCACUGCUUCUACUUUUGGAAGUAUUUCUGGCAGGCGUCGCUUCAGGACAGAAGAAUACCAUCAACCUGAAAGACGGGGGCUAUUCGAAUCUUCUCAUCGCAAUCGAUCCUCAAGUGGAAGAGAAUCCGACCAUCAUCGAAAAUCUCAAAACUAUGUUUACAUCUGCAUCCCAGCGUCUCUACCAGGCCAGUAAGCAGCACGUCUACUGGGAACACAUCAAGAUCCUCGUUCCAAACACCUGGUCCAUCCAGUCCCAGUACCAGUCCGCAAGAACUGAGACCCUACAGUCCGCCAACAUCAUCGUCCACGAGUUUGAGGAUGACGAGCCAUUCGUGGAUAACCUAGCAGGUUGCGGGAAGGAAGGGAGCCUGAUGCAUAUGACAUCGAAGUACAUCAUUGAUGAAGAGUAUAGAGAAGACAAGUUUGGCAACACAGAUCGCGUCCUUGUCCGUACCUGGGGAUACUACCGAUGGGGGUUGUUCAAGGAACACUAUGACGGCAAAGGGGGAGGUGCUCCUGUCUACGAUUCGCCAAACAGUGGCACAGAAGGAACCCGUUGCUCGCUCAAGAUCAAGGGAAACCUUGAGAUGCCAGACCGCAAGCCUUGUCAGAGCAGCCCUAGCAAUGCUAAUUCUGGUUAUCAUCCCGACUGCCGCUUCGUUCCCGAGACUCAAAGACAGACAGCUACAGCAUCGUUGUUGUUUGCACCGAGAGGUGCUCACAUACAUUCGGUCGAGGAGUUCUGUGAGGAGGAUUCUCUCCCGGAUAGCGUACACAAUCCGCUAGCUGUAAACAUCAUGAACAUCAAUUGCGGUGGCGACAGUGCAUGGAAGGUCAUGCUAGACAGAACAACAGACUUCCGGGAUGGUGAAUCAUUAAUAUCUAACACCACACCCAAGUUUGAGGUCCUUCAGGUCUCUUUGGUCAGAAGUGUCGUCCUUGUGCUUGACAUCAGUGGUAGUAUGGCAGGGAAUCGAUUUGCUCGAAUGAUUCAAUCAUCUAUUCAUUACAUUAUGAAUAUAAUUCCGGAAAACAGCAAACUCGGAAUCGUUAGUUUCUCAACUUUUGCGUCAGUAAGAGCCUCUCUUACGGAUAUCACCGAUACGGCUUCGCGAGAAGGACUCGUCAACAAAUUACCUACAGGAACAACUGGUAGCACCUGCAUUGGAUGCGGGAUAUUAGAAGGCAUUGAGGUACUUGGAUCUUAUGCAGAGGGUGGAUACCUCUUACUCCUCAGUGAUGGUGGUGAGAAUGUAUAUCCGUACAUCGAAGACACGUACGAUGAAAUUGAAGAAGCAGGUGUCAUCAUUGACACCAUCACCAUAAGCAACGCAGCCGAUCCGAAAAUGGAGGAUCUGUCCACAAGGACAUCAGGAUUAUCAAGCUUCUGCUCGGAUACUGGAACUGGAACGUGUCUGCAGCAAGCGUUCCAGAGAACAAUUGCAGAGAGGCCCGACAUUGGCACGGAAACAGUCCCAACACAGAUAUACGUUGACGAUCUCCUCAUCAAGCCCAUUCCCGGUAUCUACAGUAUACCCGUGGUCAUCGAUGAGGGCCUCGGCAAUGAUACGGUCGUCACAGUGGCAUGGACGCAGAGCGUUAAUCUGUUACAUGUCAUACUCACUGGCCCAAACGGUACUACGAUCGACCAUAAUUAUCCUGGUUAUCAUCACGAUAACGCCAAUGAUCUCAUCUCCAUAAACAUUCCUUUUGCCCAGGCUGGUUCGUGGAAUCUAACCAUAAAAUCCAUACAACUUGAGGAUCAUGCUAGCAUUUCUGUAACUUCUAAACCGACGACUCUAUACUAUUCACCAAUCGCAGUAAGAGCAUUGUUAGGAUCACCUGAGGUAAAUUUCACCCUGAAUCCGUCCGUGGCUAUAUAUGCACUGGUACAAAAGGACUAUCUACCCGUUCUCGAUGCUGACGUCACGGCUAUUAUUUCGGACUCGUCCUUAACGACCACAAUGAAGCUACUUGAUAACGGAGCAGGAUCUGACUUAUCCAAGGAUGACGGUACAUAUUCGGGAUAUUUUCUAGACUUCACCUCUAAUGGCAGAUACAACGUCAAGAUCGAUGCCCUUGGAUAUAGUUCCAUCGUGGAAUCUCCAUACAUUUCAAGAAGUAAAAGGGCGGCCGAGUUCGAAGAAUUGGAGGCAGCAACUGCUCCUUCCUUCAUGCGUACAGCAUCGGGAGGUGUCUUCAAAGUCGAAGGCUACACACCAAACGCUACGGACAUCCUGCCACCUUCCCGUAUCCAGGACCUGGUGUAUACCUCAUUCUCAUAUGAUGACAGCUCAGUGACACUCAACUGGACUGCUGUAGGAGAUGACCUAGACCAGGGAACGGCGUUCAAUUACGAAUUCCGCUAUUCAACGAACUACUCCUAUGUCAGAACGAACUUCAGCAAUUGCGUUGAGAUCACACAGGAUGAGCUCGUCUACGGGAACCUCUCUAACAUCAACCCAUCAGGGGUUACUGAAACCAUCACCGUUACCCUUCCUGAAAGAGGACAAGAUAUUGUCUACUACUUCGCAAUUAGGGCUGGGGACGAGGCCGGGAAUGUAGGGGAGUUGUCCAACAUAGCCUCCUUGUCGAUCCGGUAUAUACCGGUUAGCAAGGAUCCAACCAAACCGGAUAACCUCGGUAUCAUAAUUGGGGUCUCCUGUGGAGUCGGUGCUUUGAUCAUUUUAGGAGCUGUAUUGAUUUUUGUUUAUCACCGGAAGACAAGCAAGGCACAGGAUGGACAAGCGAAAUCAGAAGAAGGGCUACCAAAUAAAAGUGCAACGGACGACGAUCCAAGCAUUGAUAAUCCUACUUAUUCUACAUAUUAAUUUGCGAUUAGUACUUGAGAAAAAAUGGGUUAUCAAGAAAUGACUUUCGUAAACACCGUUUUGGAGCAUUUAGUUUUAAUAUCUCUCUCGGUGGCUAAUGCAGGACUGUUACGACAUAUGCUCCUGUUGUAAUAUAUUAGAGGGCAUGGGAUUAAAGUUAGAAUUGUUAAAAAUAUUUUGCUUUAAAAAAUUUAAAGAUAAGGUUAAGGGUUUAUUUAUUUUUGGAGGUUAUGUUUAGGUUCGGUGUCAGGAAAGAAAUUUAAUAUAAUUAUAAUGUUUCAAUUGAGUUCAAACAUGUGUUUAAAAUAUUUACUUGGUCCAGGUUAUGGUAGGCCUAUAGACAAUUGUAUAUAUGUACAUAUGUUUUGAAUGUUUCAAAAGCAAGCGUUGGAAACGUUUGAUACCCCCCCCCCCCCCCUAGAGUACAAGAUCAGGUGGAUGCCAUAUUUUGUUCAAGUGUUAGAAAUAUUUCGUUCUAGCUAAGCAUCUUCAUACAGGUGUCAUAAAUAGUUAAUACUGUGCUUUAGCAUUGAUGAAUAUAGGUGUACAGAUACACAGGAAGUGUCUUUUAUUAAUAAGAAUGUGUUGCUUUAUGCACCCAUCUGCUAUUGAAAUUAUUUGGAUUACUUUAUAUAAAUUUUUCAGUUAGUCCUAGUAACGGUAGGGUAUAUUAGGAGGUUAAUUUCAGUAAUUCAGGGAGAACCACCUAAGCUAGAAUAGACUACAGAUGUUACUAUAGGCAGUCGAAGUUAGAACUGAGGGACUACGUCGGUGACGAGAUAACGACCUCAGCUGCAGCCGGUUCUCCACCGACAUGAUUCGUCAAAUCUCAUGUCAUUAUUGGGGGCUCGAUCUCGUCCACUAAUUCGUUGAAGCCACAUCUCUGAUCUGGGGGUUACUCAUCGAGGGGCAACACAGUCUGCGGAGGCCGAGGCCGAGUGGAAGAGACAUCGCUAGCUGCGGAGGCCAGGAACUGGACCGACCACCAGGGCCAAGUGGGGCAUGUCAGGCCAGAUGAGAUGAUGGGGGCUCACAUCAACUAUAAUCAUUAAGUUAAGUUAUGUUUUGUUAUCCAUAUCCAUGUAUAUUUUCAUGUGAAUCAUUGUAAAAUAAAUCAAAGGAGACCACAGAAUGAUUUAAGAGCUUUAAUUAAAUAUUUUACUAACUGUAAUCCUCAGUUUUACGUAUUCCUUAUUUGGCGUCAAGCAGCAGUAGAUAAAUAAUAAAAAAAGUCACUUCCCACGUGACAUUCGGCUAAACGUGCAGAUUUUCCAUUUGGAGAAAUUGUCGCCAGAACUGAUACAGCGGCGGUUCCAUGACAUUUGCUCCGGCGACAAUUGCUCCGCUCUAAAUUCCACACACUAACAGGGACCUGGGAAGCGGGGGUGCUGGGGGUGCUGAAGCACCCCUAGAAAUUUUCCUGGGGGUGCUGCGUGUAUUAUUUUCCAUAGGCAGCACCCCCACGAAAUCAGGUUCCCUUUGUAUUUUUUUUAUAUAUGUUAUAAUGGACACAAUUAUCACAUCCGACAAUCGCAAAUCAUUUACAUAGUCUUUCACAUAUUCGUUGAUAAAUGACAGAAAUGUAAUGAAAAUGAACGACGUUUUGUAGAACCCCUAAUUCAGAAUUUUAAAAUAGUGUUUAAAUUCACCCUUUUUGAGAUCGGAAUAUCAAAUAUUUUCUGCUCGCGCUUCGCGCUCACAUUUUUGAUUUUUAUAAUAAAAAAAUAUUUACAAUGCCCAGAUACUAGGUCUAACUCUAAACACGCGCACGCAUGUUUAUUCAGAUACGCAGCUUGUUUUGGGGCUACUCCGGGCUGAAAAUAUUUAUAUCAAAUACAAUUUUAUGAAAAUCUGAUAACAAAUAGUUAAGUUAUUUGAUUCUAAAGUUUAGCAAUAUUUUAUGAAAAUGGUGAUAUGCAUGUCGACAUGAAUAUUUAAUAGGUGGGUUGACAUGUGCGGAAAUCUGUCCCCAAAGGUAGGGGGACCAGGGCCUGGAAAAUUUGACAAGCAC
This is a messenger RNA of Lytechinus pictus (painted urchin), 5307 nucleotides long. Its product is annotated as calcium-activated chloride channel regulator 1-like. The record is from RefSeq and is a predicted model, not a curated record. NCBI's taxonomy places the organism in Eukaryota, Metazoa, Echinodermata, Echinoidea, Temnopleuroida, Toxopneustidae. Bases 273 to 3296 code for a protein of 1007 amino acids. The transcript is spliced from 12 exons.